AUAUUGACAUUGUUUUUGUUACACGUCAUUUGGAGGAAAGCAGCAAAUUAUAUUAAACAUUAAUAAAAUAUAAAUUUUUACCAACAAAAUGAGUAAAUCACUGCAGAACGAGGAAGAUACUAACUCAACGCUAUUUUAUGCGCGCAAUGAGUACUACAUCGGCAACUUUAUGGGUUCCAUCAAUUUUGUGUUGCCUGAACAAGGUACAGCUACUACGGAACUCCUCUCGUAUAUGUAUCUCUCAUACUUGGCUAUCGACUCGGGUCGCCUCAUCGUGACCGAUAUAAAGGAGAACAAUAACACAGCCUUGUUAGCAUUGCGUUACGUGCACGAAGCGUUCGAACAACCAUCUAAAAUUGAAAACAUACUUGACAAGUUAACUGACAAAGUUGCCACCGAGGAGGACGAAACUAAUAUUUGGCACAUUGCCACAGCCAUUGUCUACUGCUAUGAUGGACAAUUUGAAAAUGCAUUAAAAAUCAUACAUGGCUCCAAAAAUCUGGAAUCAAUGGCUUUAGGCGUACAGUGCCUGUUGCGGUUAAAUCGCAUUGAUUUAGCAAAGCAAGUCGUAUCUAAAAUGCAGGAAAUUUCGGAUGACGCUACUUUGACACAAUUGGCUCAAGCAUGGCUUGCGCUAAGUCUUGGCACCGAACAGAUGCAAGAUGCAUUCCAUAUUUUUCAAGAAUUUUGUGAAAAACAUAAUCCGACACCGUUGCUAUUGAAUGGACAGGCCGUGGUUCAUUUGGGUUUGGAACGAUAUGAAGAGGCGGAGGCUGUUUUGCGUGACGCUUUAACUAAAAAACACAAUGAUUACGAUACACUCAUAAACAUGAUGGUAUUGGCACAUUUAACCGGAAAGUCGCAAGAAACGAUUGCUCGCUAUUGGGAACAAUUGAAACAAUUUCAUCCAAAGAGUGAAUUUGUUUCCGAUUUGGAGAAGAAAUCAACUGAAUUUGACAAACUUUGUUUACAAUAUUCAUUGGACGGAGGCGAAGCUGUACAAGCAUAAUUUCGUUAAGAUUUAUAAAUUAUAUUCCCUGCUAUAUUCAAACAUAUAUACAUUUAAAUAAAAGUAAUUAGAUCGAAA
Molecule: messenger RNA, 1087 nt
Organism: Anastrepha obliqua
Lineage: Eukaryota; Metazoa; Arthropoda; Insecta; Diptera; Tephritidae
Gene: epsilonCOP
Product: coatomer subunit epsilon
Exons: 1
Coding region: 89-1009 (306 amino acids)
Biological process (GO): endoplasmic reticulum to Golgi vesicle-mediated transport; intra-Golgi vesicle-mediated transport; retrograde vesicle-mediated transport, Golgi to endoplasmic reticulum
Cellular component (GO): COPI vesicle coat
Molecular function (GO): structural molecule activity; protein binding
Source: RefSeq, a predicted model, not a curated record